AUGUUAUCCACAAAGACUCGCUCUACAUUAUUAGAGCCAGUUAUUUGGCUAGUUGGUAUACCAUUUUCAGCAUGGUUAUUUACGAUUCAUUUUAAUAAUUCUCAAAUAAUUGAUUCAAAAAUAAAUGAAAUAAAAUUAAAAGAAUUUAUUCGAAAUGAACUAGAAAAAUAUUCACAACAAUUUCAAUUAACAUGUAAAUCAAAUACACAAUGUAUUACUUAUCAUAAUUUUGUUUCGAAAAUUGAAUAUGAAAAAGAUAUUCAACAAAUUCUUGAUAAAUGUAAUACAAAUUUUUUUUCAUGGUUUAAUAGUGGACAAAAAAUAAAAUUAAUCAUUGAUGAAGCUCUUAGAAAAUAUGAUUCAGAUAAUAUUGCAUUAGCAGAUUAUGCACUUGAAUCUGUUGGUGGUUCAAUUAUUACUGAAUAUUCAUCAAAAACAUUUACUGAUCGUUCACCAACAUUUAAUAUAUUUGGUUUACCAAUUCUUAAACGAAUUGCAUCACCAAAUAUUAUUCUUAGAAAAGGUAUUAUGCCUGGUAAUUGUUGGCCAAUGAUUGGUUCACAUGGUUAUGUACUUAUUAGUCUUGCUUUUCCUGUUCGACCAACAAUGUUUACACUUGAACAUUUACCUAAAACACUUUCAUUUGAUGGACAAAGUCGAUCGGCACCAAAAGAAUUUUCAAUUCGAGGUUUAAAUUCAAUUGAUAAUGAAGGACAAUUUCUUGGUCGUUUUAUAUAUGAUACAACAAAGAUAGAUUCUUCACAUAUUCAAACAUUUCAUGUUCAACAAACAAAUGAUUUAAUAUUUUAUCAUUUAAUUAAAUUGAUUAUUGAAUCAAAUUGGGGUCAUCCAGAAUUUACUUGUAUCUAUCGUUUUCGUGUUCAUGGACAACCUCAACUUCCACCAUCAUAUUAA
This is a messenger RNA of Rotaria sordida, 915 nucleotides long. Lineage: Eukaryota; Metazoa; Rotifera; Eurotatoria; Philodinida; Philodinidae. The record is from the annotation of a GenBank genome assembly.